Molecule: messenger RNA, 2242 nt
Organism: Anas platyrhynchos (mallard)
Lineage: Eukaryota; Metazoa; Chordata; Aves; Anseriformes; Anatidae
Gene: IRF8
Product: interferon regulatory factor 8
Biological process (GO): regulation of transcription by RNA polymerase II; immune system process
Cellular component (GO): nucleus
Molecular function (GO): DNA-binding transcription factor activity, RNA polymerase II-specific; protein binding; RNA polymerase II cis-regulatory region sequence-specific DNA binding
Source: RefSeq, marked provisional
GGGCGGCGGCAGGAUGUGCGACCGUAACGGCGGCCGGCGGCUGCGGCAGUGGCUGAUCGAGCAGAUCGACAGCGAGCUCUACCCGGGGCUCAUCUGGGAGAGCGAGGAGAAGAGCAUGUUCCGCAUCCCCUGGAAGCACGCCGGGAAGCAGGACUACAACCAGGAGGUGGAUGCCUCCAUCUUCAAGGCUUGGGCUGUUUUCAAAGGAAAGUUCAAAGAAGGCGACAAAGCAGAGCCAGCCACCUGGAAGACACGGCUGCGCUGCGCCUUGAACAAGAGCCCCGACUUCGAGGAGGUGACGGACAGGUCCCAGCUGGACAUCUCGGAGCCCUACAAGGUUUAUAGGAUCGUCCCGGAGGAGGAGCAGAAAUGCAAAAGCGGUGUCGGGACCGGGAGCGGCCUGGCCGAUGUCACGGACAUGGACUGCAGCCCCUCUGCCAUCGAUGACCUCAUGAAGGAGCCCCCCUGCGUGGACGAGUACCUGGGCAUCAUCAAGAGAAGCCCCUCGCCCCCCCAGGAGACCUGCAGAAACCCGCCGAUCCCAGACUGGUGGGUGCAGCAGCCCAACCCCACUCUGCCCCUGAUGAAUGGGUACACUGGCUACGAGCAGCAUCAUUCAGGCUACUCCCAGAUGGUGAUCAACUUCUUCUAUGGAGGGAAGCUGGUGGGCCACAUCACCACCUCGUACCCCGAGGGCUGCAGGAUCUCGCUCAGCCAGCCCUCGGGCCCCAACGAGAAGCUCUACGCCCCCGAUGCCCUGGAGCACGUGAGGUUCCCCUCGGCCGAGGCCAUCCAGAAUGACCGCCAGAAGCAGAUCACCAAGAAGCUCUUCGGGCACCUGGAGCGGGGGGUCCUGCUGCACAGCAACAAGCAGGGCAUCUUCAUCAAGAGGCUGUGCCAGGGCAGGGUCUUCUGGAGUGGGAACACCAUGGUGUACAAGGACAGGCCCAACAAACUGGACCGGGACGAGGUGGUGAAGAUUUUUGACACCAACUUGUUCUUCAGAGACCUGCAGCAGUACUACAACAACCAGGGCCGCUACCCGGACAGCAGGGUCACGCUGUGCUUCGGAGAGGAGUUCCCUGAUCCCACGCUGCGGUGUAAGCUCAUCCUCGUCCAGGUGGAGCAGCUGUUCCUCAGGCAGGUGGUGGAGGACACGGAGAAGGCCUACAGCAGCAGCAGCAGCCCACUGGUCCCCGCGGCCAACGAGACGCAGCACGAGCAGGUGUACAGGAUCUUCCAGGACAUCUGCGGCCCCCACCAGCGGCCCCUCUUCAGAGAGAACCAGCAGAUCGCCGUCUGAGCCGCCUCCUCCGCUGGUGGCAGCUGGUCUGGGUCGCUCCAGGCCGGUUUGGUCCCAUUACUGCCCCCAAUUCCCCUUUUUUUUGGCGUGUUGGUUCGUGUUCUUUGCUGUUCUCAGUCCGGAGUCUGUGUAAGCACAGAGGUAAAAAUUGCCACGAGAAACUCAGCUGGAUGCCCAGUGGUGGUGCUGGGGGCUCUUCACUGCUCACAAAAGCUUUUGUACCAGAUGUGACAGUCCCUGUGUCACUGCAGCUAGCAGACCUGGAGCUCACAGCUCUAACAACCUGCCCCAGCCAUCUGCCACCUGGACCUUGCACAGUAUAGCGUUUUGGAAGGAGAUAACUCUUGGAAAAGCCUUAAAAUUCUCAAAUGUAGUAAGUUCUUCCCCCAAAUCAACCCCCUUCCCUGCCCCUCCCAAAGUGUUUGCAGUCCUGCUGAAGGCUGUGAUAUGAUCUGGUAUGCCUUCUGAGGUGUACCUCAAAUUCUUGUUUUUUGCCAUGAGGUUUAUAUUUUUAUCUGUAAAAUUGAAGUAUUUUUGAGAUUUGGAAAGCAAUGCAGAGAUUCUAUAUGUAAAUGUUGAAUAUAAGAAUGUAGAAAUCCUUAAUUUUCCUAACCAAAGAUGGAGUUUAUAUGAGUCUUCUUAUUUUAAAGAUUGCAGCGUAGUGUUCGUAGGUUGGCUUCACCCUCCCCAGUGCACGUGUUGGUCUCUCCCAAGCGUGACCAGGCGGCAGCAUCCAUGUGGAAAUCCUCAUUAACACGCUUUGUGUGCCCAGCACCAGGGAGCUGCCUGGGCACGGGGCUUGUGCCUUGCAGCUGCUGCAACCCAGGACCGUGCAUGUGUAUGUGCUACGAGGCUGCGUAUUUAUUUUAUGCCUAAACUUUUUGUGAAAUGUUUUUGUAAUUUUUUUAUCUGCCUGCGAUUAAAGUGCUAUAUUUUGUA